Symbiodinium pilosum is the source of this 1104-nucleotide messenger RNA. Lineage: Eukaryota; Dinophyceae; Suessiales; Symbiodiniaceae. The record is from the annotation of a GenBank genome assembly.
AUGAGGACCUACGAUGCUCCGGGCACUGAGUUGUGGCCUGGUGCCGGUGACGUAUUCGUAGCAUCAGAAUGGGUCUUUGGGCCCAUCUUCGCUGUAGAGCUGGUUCUCAAGAUCGUCGGCAUGAGGUUUCUUUUCUUCCUGGACUUCUGGAACUAUUUCGACACCAUCAUGGUCACAGCGUGGUUCGUUGACACCGUGUUUGCAGGCUUGCUGCCCGUUGAUCCCAUGCUGUUGCGCUUAGCGCGCUUGGCCCGCCUCCUCCGCCUGAUGCGAUUGGUUCGGAAGUUAAAGGGCUUUGACGCUCUCUACAUUCUUACCACCGCACUUCGCGGUAGCGUCACUGUUUUGCUGUGGUCUUUCCUCAUGUUAUUCCUGCUACAGCUGAUGUUUGCGUUGUUUCUGCAGAGGGUCGUGUCAGAUUCCAUCGAGUCGAACAUGGCAAACAAUGUCAUGGUGGCGGAGAGUAAAGAGCUCUUCCUCUACUUCGGAACCUGCUCGCGAUGUCUUCUGACAAUGUUCGAGAUUACGCUUGGAAACUGGCCUCCGGUGGCACGGCUGCUGCAGGACAACGUCGCGGAAGCAUUCACCGCCUUUUCGAUUAUUCACAAGAUCACCAUCGGGUAUGCUCUCAUUGCGGUGAUCAAUGGCGUUUUCCUCAAGGAGACCUUCUCGGCGGCAGACAACGAUGACAAAAUCAUGAUGCGCAACACAGAGAAAAAACGUCACCAGCACAUCAAGAAGAUGAAGUCGCUGUUUGAGGCAGCCGACGAGACAGGGGACGGAGUUUUGGAUCAUGAGGAGUUCAUCCAAGUGAUGACGGAUCCUGAGAUCGUGAAUUGGUUGGCCGCCAUGGAUCUCCAGAUUUCUGAUCCAAACAUGGUGUUCGACAUGGUGGCUGAAGAUGGAAACAUUACGGCGGAGCAGCUGGUGAAGGGCGUUAGCCGCCUGAAAGGCAGCGCCAGGAGUACGGACCUUCACCUGCUGACGCUCGAUGUGAAGAAGCUUACCCACAUGGUACAGGAUUUGUGGCUCGGCUAUUCAUCACGGAAUGGAAGUGUGUCAUGGGAACUAGUCACGCCCCUGAGUGCCAUUGCACAGAACUAG